Molecule: messenger RNA, 1874 nt
Organism: Heteronotia binoei (common prickly gecko)
Lineage: Eukaryota; Metazoa; Chordata; Lepidosauria; Squamata; Gekkonidae
Product: enoyl-CoA hydratase EchA19-like
Exons: 6
Coding region: 67-993 (308 amino acids)
Molecular function (GO): catalytic activity
Source: RefSeq, a predicted model, not a curated record
GCGCUUGCAACAGCAGGCGUGGCGGAGCGGAGUAGCCUGUUUUGGUGGAGUCCUGCUGGAUUUGCAAUGUCCAGACAACUGCUGCCCAGAUCCUCGAGUCUUCUCAGGGGAGGAGUCUUGCAGAGCUGCAGAUCUCUGCACGCAGGGGCCACGUCCAGUCGGGCAAGUUGCUCAGCGGCUGCCACAGCAGGAGAGCCACCCCGACAAGGGCACAGGAAUGUGAUUACUGAGAUUCGUGGGUCUAUAAUGACCAUUGGCAUUAACAGGCCAGAAGCCAGAAAUGCUGUCAACCUGGAGACGGCACAGUUGCUGUGGCAGGCGUUCCAGUCCUUUGAAGAGGACAGCUCGCUAACUGUGGCAGUGCUUCAUGGCUUGGGAGGCAAUUUCUGUGCUGGUUAUGAUUUGAAGGAGCUGGCCCGCAACCCGACUUCGAUCAAAUUGCAACAAGAUGUCACAAAAGGUCCUGGUCCGAUGGGUCCUUCCCGGAUGAGAUGUUCCAAGCCCGUGAUUGCUGCAGUUAGUGGCUAUGCGGUGGCUGGUGGGCUCGAACUGUCCCUCUUGGCUGACCUACGUGUUGUGGAAGAAAGUGCCGUCUUGGGCGUGUUCUGCAGGCGAUUUGGUGUUCCGCUAAUAGAUGGUGGCACUGUAAGGCUGCCGAAGCUGAUUGGUCUUUCACGAGCGCUUGAUCUCAUUCUCACUGGUCGGCCUGUGAGUGCACAAGAAGCCUAUCAGUUUGGACUGGCCAAUCGGAUUGUUCCCAGCGGCCAAGCACUUCCGCAUGCAAUUGAAUUAGCAGAACAGAUUUCAGCAUUUCCACAGCAAUGUAUGCGUGGAGACAGAAACUCUGCUUACCACAGUGCAUUUGAUGCUUCCUCGUUCACCGAAGCCAUGCAGUUCGAGUUUGACACAGGAUUAGAAGUGAUACUGAGCGAAUCUGUUCCUGGUGCUAAAAAGUUCUCCUCAGGACAUGGACGUGGCGGAGCAAAAUUAUAGGAACUCAGUAAUGCAUGGCUUCAAUUAAAGCAUUGUUCUAUUUUAAUAAUGCUAAUAUUUUCAGUGACAAUAAGGACAGUUACUUAUAUAUCUUCAAUUGAAGUGUAAACUAUUUUUUUUUAAAAAACCACUACAGUGCUGGUCAGCUUUGCUCUGUAUAGCUUGAUUCAUCAAGCUGUGAUGCAGAAGGAAGCAAGAGAGGAAGGAAGAAAGCAGAAGGAACCCUGAAACCGGUAACAAGGGUUGUGGUUAAAAGAAAUCGUAAAUGCAGAUUAGAGUUAGCAGUUACUUGUAGAUUUGGAGCCUAGAAUGGUUGCAGAUUAACUGAAUUCAGUAUUUUAAUGUACCAGAGGAAACAUGUUUACUUAUUACUUUAGCUAACUAGCUUUUAUAUGUAGGUAUAAAUGUUUCUUCCUGUACCCAGUGGAAAAAAUUACUUCGGUAACAAAUAAUCGCUUACUCUUGUCUGCAGCCAUAAGGAUUGUAAAUAAAUAAAUUCUGCAGCAGUUAAUCUAUAAACAGUGCAAUCCUAUGCAGAGUAACUGAGCGCAGUGUUUGCUAUAGGCUCAGUGAAAGUUUCUCGAAUCUGGCAAUCUUUGGGGAAAGCAAGAGGGUCUUGUAUGUAUGUGCCCAAAACUUCUCCAGCCACAAAGUUUUCUUCAUCCACUUCAGCUAGGAGGAAAUUGCCCCUACAUUGAAGUGAAUUGAAAAGUGUAUAUACCUAGAACUGGGGUGUCGAACAGAUCUCGGGCUGGGCCAUAUGCAUCAUAAAUGUAAUGCCGGGUAGCACAGAUAUAAACUUUAUAAGGGAUGCAAAAAAACACAAAGAUUUAAAAAAAAUGUUUUUAAAAAAAAUUAAAUAAAACAUAAUUAAUACAUUA